This is a messenger RNA of Colletotrichum godetiae, 1739 nucleotides long. Its product is annotated as major facilitator superfamily transporter. Gene Ontology annotation, molecular function: transmembrane transporter activity. Gene Ontology annotation, cellular component: plasma membrane. NCBI's taxonomy places the organism in Eukaryota, Fungi, Ascomycota, Sordariomycetes, Glomerellales, Glomerellaceae. The transcript has 5 exons. The coding region runs from base 164 to 1642 and encodes 492 amino acids. The record is from RefSeq and is a predicted model, not a curated record. Gene Ontology annotation, biological process: transmembrane transport.
GGUUAUUCUUGUUUUUGGUGGACACAUUUCCUUGGCAAUCCCUGUCACUUUCUCCUGUCAACCACUUGCUCUCAUCAACUGCCUAGUUGAAGUUCAAGUUGUCAAUACAUUGAUCUCAUGACGAUUGUUACUUCUAUUUCAUGUUCGAGUCAUCACCGUCAUCAUGUCCAUCAUAUCUGAACACACAUUGUCAGAGGUUCCUACGAGGAAGGACGAGUUGCCUCCCGAUCUGCUGGCGUUGAGAACAUCCAACGCCGAGAAGGGUGUAAACAUCAUUGCUCAGACACCCAGCCGACCAUACUCGUACCGUGAAGAUGAGACAGUCUACGACCGCUUUACACCCGGUCGCAAGCGGCUCAUCACCGCCAUCGUAUCCUUCGGUGGCCUUGGCAUCAACCUUGCAUCAUUGCUUGUGCUGUCAGCGCUGCCGGAGGUGGCAGCGGCUUUCAACACGUCCGGAACCGUCAUCAAUUUCACCAAUGCUCUUUUUCUGUUAAUGAUGGGCAUUGGCGUUCUCUUUUGGGGCCCGUUAAGUCAAGUCUACGGUAGAAAAUGGAUCUUUGUCAUAUCGACAGUGUUGUUUUGCGCAUUUUCGCUGGCCACAGCGGUAUCCCCCAAUCUGCCAGCUUUCUUUAUCUUCCGGUCAAUCACUGCAUUUGCGGGAACAUCAUUCCUCAUUGUUGGAUCUGCCUGUCUCAGUGAUAUUUAUCGCCCGACUGAACGUGGUACGGCAUUGGGUUGGUUUCUUGGCGGCACCCUUAUUGGACCUGCUCUUGGUCCCUUCAUCGGAGGUGUCAUUGUCACCUACUCAACCUGGAAAUCUCUUUUCUGGUUCCAAGGCGCUCUCGGUGGCGCUGCUAUGGUCCUCGCGGUCGGCUUCCUUCCAGAAACGAGUCACGGAAGGUGGUCCGAGGAGUUGGAGGGAAUGACGACGAAAGAGAAAUUUGGCCAGAUUUGGGAAUGGGCCAACCCGUUCCGGGUCAUCAGUUUGUUUCGAUAUCCCAAAAUCCUCAUUGUGGGUGUUGCUGCAUCGUCAGUGCUGUGGAAUAUGCAGGUUCUUCUGACGCCAGUUCGUUACGUUAUCAACCCGAGAUUCCACCUCACCACUCCUCUACAGUCGGGAUUCUUCUUCUUGGCGCCCGGAGCAGGAUAUCUUGUCGGUACUUUCUUUGGCGGCCGAUAUGCCGACUACACCGUGAAGAAGUGGAUUGCGAAGAGAGGGAGGCGUAUUCCGGAAGAUCGUCUACGAAGUGCUUUCAUCGCUUUGGGCGUUGUCAUCCCAGCUACCACCAUCAUCUAUGGAUGGGCAAUCGACAAGGCUAAGGGCGGAAUUCCUCUCCCUGUGAUUUGCAUGUUUCUGCAAGGUGUUGCGCAGAUGGUCUGCUUCCCUUGUCUUAAUAGUUACUGUUUAGAUGUCUUCAGAGAGAGGGCAGCUGAAGUCAUGGCUGGCAACUACUUCAUCAGGUAUACCUUUGCUGCCAUCGGCACGGCGGUGGUACUUCCUGGCAUUCAGGGCAUUGGUGUGGGUUGGUUCUCCACAGUGAGUGCUCUCUUCGUUGCGAUUUCAAGUGCUGCUGUGUAUGGUGUUGUCAUCAUUGGUACGAGACAGAAGAAAACGGAGGAAAAGUCGGAGCGCGCCUGAACACAUGGAAUUGUUGGAGUUUCGAAGGGUACCUUACAUCAAUCAAGCUAAGUCUUCAGUUUCUGUUUUUUUGUUCACCUAGCAAACCUUUCCGUAG